AUGGCGGGGCGGAUGCGCGCAGCGUCUCGAGUCGCCGCCCCCGUCGCGCGGGCCGCGAUCGCGAGAGGAGGAGCGCAUCCAGCGCGCGGAGAGCAUCCGGCGCGGUGGACGUGGCCGCGGUUCGCGUCCUCGGACGAGACGGACAAGGGCGUGACCGCGCACCCGAUGGCGGCGCGACCGACGGCGGACAUCGAUCCCCCGGCGGCGGAGGCGGCGGCGGGCCCGACGUUCCGCGAUCCCGACGCGGCGCCCGCGAGCGGCGACGGCGGAGGCGAAGACGCCCAGCGCGGAGGAUCCUCGCGCGCGGUCGCCGGCGCGAAGCGGGAGAAGGGCGACGACGACGGCGACGACGACGGCGAGGAGGGCGAGUUCGACGUCCAGGGCCCGGAGGGCAAGGACUACCGCCUGCUGCACAUGGCGACGACGACGCCGGACGGCGAGACGGUCGCGAUGACCGCGGUGGAGCCGUGGGAGGUGCUCUGCGCGAACACGGAGUACGUCCCGCCGGAGGGAUGGCGCCUCGAGGACUUCUCCGAGAACGGGUUCACGAUCGACGACCACCCGUUCGACGCGGAUACGAAGCUGUCGGACUACUCCAAGACGGAGAUGUACCUGCGGCACAAGAGCGACCCGGAGACGUGGACCGCGAAGCGGCUGGCGGCGCACUACAACGUGAGGCAGCAACGCGUGCUCGCGAUCAUCGCGCUGAAGGACAUUCAGGCGCGUUCUAUACACUGGUCCCCAUACGACCGCGUUGGCGUGGUGAAGGCCCGGAAGUGGGAGCUCGAGGGCCGCGAGACGUGCGCGCAGAUUGACGUCAACUACGCGUGGCACGACGGGAUCGCGCACCACGGGAACGGCGAGAGGCACCAGUGGUGUCACUACCACAAGGCCAACUACCAGGUGGUGCCGACGCACUUCACGCCGGAGCGGGUGGUGGAGGCGCUGCCGCCGUACGUGAGCAAACAGGAGAAGGCGGAUAUCGAGGACCGGCACAUGCUGCGGCGGUUUAAACGGGAUCUGGACUACAACCUGAUGAAGACCGGGCCUGGGUUGUUGAGAAGCGGGCGGUUCAAGCAGCGGCGGAAGAGACCCGAGGGCGGGUGGCCGCUGAUGGUGAUCCCGAUGAACAAAGACAACUCGACGAAGCGGCGGAAGCAGGCGAAGAGGAGAGGCGACGUCGCGGGGUCGAAGAUCGAGAUGCGAGGGACGCCGUGGGUCGCGUACCCGGACGGCACCAAGCGCGAGAUCAACGAGGACGAGAAGGUGAUGUUCGAGCGGAGGAAGAUAUCGCCGUUUAGGAGGAUCGGCGUGACGUGA
Molecule: messenger RNA, 1320 nt
Organism: Micromonas pusilla CCMP1545
Lineage: Eukaryota; Viridiplantae; Chlorophyta; Mamiellophyceae; Mamiellales; Mamiellaceae
Exons: 2
Coding region: 1-1320 (439 amino acids)
Source: RefSeq, a predicted model, not a curated record